Radiomyces spectabilis is the source of this 2926-nucleotide messenger RNA. RefSeq names its product Utp21 specific WD40 associated putative domain-containing protein. The record is from RefSeq and is a predicted model, not a curated record. Gene Ontology annotation, molecular function: protein binding. Gene Ontology annotation, cellular component: small-subunit processome; Pwp2p-containing subcomplex of 90S preribosome. Gene Ontology annotation, biological process: rRNA processing. Lineage: Eukaryota; Fungi; Mucoromycota; Mucoromycetes; Mucorales; Radiomycetaceae. The transcript is spliced from 12 exons. Bases 56 to 2761 code for a protein of 901 amino acids.
CAAAUUUCUUUUCCUUGCUCGAAAUUGAGAGGGAAAAAAGGCCUGAUCUUUGUCAAUGGUUGCGAGCGAUCUGAAUAACGAGAACAAGAAACGGCGUGUGGAGUCGACCAACGGUAAACUCACCGUUGCACGAUCGCACAUUUACCAACCUUUCCGUGCCAUUGGCUAUGUGACCAACGAUGUGCCCUUUGUUGUUGAAACUCGUGGUCAAGAUCACUUUUUGACCACCUGCGUCGGUUACAAUUUCCAAAUCUACAAUCUGGAGAAAAUGAACCUUUUAUUUGUCGGCAGUCGAACUGAUCGGGCUAUUACUGCCAUGACCGUCGGCAACAAUGUCACUUACACUGCUUGCGGCAACACCAUUAUCGGCUCCAAGCGUGGAAAAGAGAUCUCUCGAGUGGGUGGCGAAGGCAGCUUUACGAUAUUUCAAUUGUUGGUGCUGGGAUCUUAUAUUGCCGGAUUGUGUGAUGACAAUUCACUGAGAAUGUGGGAUGUGUCAUCAGGUGAAAUGUAUACGGAAAUCGAGUUUGAUGCCGGCUUCACCGCUUCCGCCAUGAUUCACCCCAGUACUUACCUCAACAAAAUUUUAAUCUCGAGCACGCAAGGCACGAUGCAGAUUUGGAAUAUCCGAACAAAUAAGAUGAUUUAUCAGUUCAAAUCAUUCGGAUCGCCAAUUACCUGUUUGACGCAAUCGCCGGUGGUGGAUGUGGUGGCUGUCGGUACUUUGGAAGGAAGCGUUAUUUUAUAUAAUAUCAAGAUGGACGAAAAGAUCGAUAGUGUUCGACAAAACGAUCGAGUAACAGCAAUCUCCUUCCGAACAGACGAGGAACAAGUGAUGGCAACUGCGAGUAUGCAUGGAGAUGUAGCACUGUGGGACCUCCAAAAUCGUCGUUUGCUUCAUAUUAUGAGAGGAGCUCAUGAUGGCUUGAUCUCUUCCAUCGCUUUCUUGAGUGGACAACCCGUCUUGGUCACUGCAGGCGCCGAUAACGCUGUCAAGCAAUGGAAAUUUGAAAAGGACAAUGCCGUUCCUCAUGCGUUCAAGCAACGCAGUGGACAUCAUGCACCUCCAACGAAAAUUCGAUACUACGACGAAAAUGGCCGAUUCAUUCUUAGUGCAGGCCGUGAUCAGACUUUGCGGGCAUUUUCCGUUUAUCGUGAUGCGCAGAGUUUUGAAUUAUCUCAAGGUCAUCUUGCCAAAAAGGCCAAGUCAAAGGAUCUUCGCAUGGAUGAAUUGAGACUCCCAUUGAUCACCGAUUUUGAUGCCGGUCGAAGCAAGGAAAAAGAGUGGGAUAACGUACUGACUGCACACUUGAAUGACAAUGGUGGUCGUACAUGGACUAUGAAGAAUAAAUCGAUUGGUAAACAUACGUUACUGAGCACCGACAAGAGUGCGGUCAAAGUCACGGCUAUCAGCGCUUGCGGCAAUUAUGGCUUCUUGGGCUGCGCGUCUGGUCAGAUCGACAUGUACAAUAUGCAAUCCGGUCUUCACCGCAAAACGUUUGGUGGACCCGAUGGUCAUAAAAAAGCAAUCUCUGGAUUGGCAAGCGAUUAUACCAAUCGUUAUCUCGUCAGCGCAUCCAUCGAUCGAACUAUCAAGAUCUGGGACUUUAAGUCAGCCAAAGUGCUGCAUACCAUCGAAAUGGAAUCACCUAUUGCAUCGAUUCAAUAUCACCGUGAUAACGAUCUGGUGGCAGUGGUUUGCGAUGAUUUGGGCAUCCGCGUGGUUGAUAUCGAGACUCAAAAAAUAGUCAGAGAGUUCUGGGGCCAUAGAAAUAGAAUUACGGACAUGACAUUUACCCCCGAUGGACGAUGGAUUGUAUCUGCUUCCUUGGAUUCCACGGUUCGUACAUGGGAUCUAUCUUCAAGCAUGAUGGUGGAUAUCUUCAAGGUGGAAGAUAUUGUGACCAGUUUAUCUUUCUCCCCCAAGGGCGAUUUCUUAGCCACAUCGCAUAUGGAUAAUGUCGGUAUCUUUUUGUGGGCCAACCGUACCCAGUUCGCGAAUAUCGCUUUACGUAGCAUUGUGGAUGAUGAAGAGGUUGAGUUACUCGCAUUGCCAUCUUUGGGUGGAUUGGAUGAGGUCCAAGUGGAUGACGAAGAAGAAGAAGAGGCGAUCGUUGUAUCCGACAAUCUGGCCACCGCUGAACAGCUUGCUGAUGAAAUGAUUACAUUGUCGUUGGAACCUCGAGCUAAAUGGCAGAACCUUUUGAAUUUGGAUACAAUCAAACAACGCAACAAGCCGACGGAAGCGCCCAAGGUGCCUGAAAAGGCUCCGUUUUUCUUACCGACAUUACCGGGUGCUGCACCGCGAUUCGCCAUACAAGAAGAAAAACAGGAAACCGCCACAGAGUCGCAUCGUGUACAAUUUAGCGAGCUCAAUACCGAGACUGAAUUCACCCGUUUUCUGCGGCAGGGACAUGAACAAAGUGAUUAUUCCGAGUUUAUAACCUAUGUAAAGACGCUGAAUCCUUCGGCUAUUGAUCUCGAAAUGCGCACCAUGCCAAUCGAUGGCGACUUGACGCAACUGAACUAUUUCAUGGAAGCUAUUGCGUAUAUGCUUCGUACACGAAAGAAUUUUGAGCUGGCUCAAGCAUGGUUGAAUGUGUUUCUGAUGAUUCACGGUGACUUGAUUGUGGCUAAUCCUUCGAAUCCUAUCCACGACAAGCUGAAUGAUAUCCUACAGGUGCAGAAGGAAGAGUUUGGACGAUUGUCGGAACAUAUUCACUACGGUUUAUGUCUCAUUGAUUUUGCACGCAAAGCGUAAAACGGUAUUCCAUUUUUCCCCCCCUUUUCCUUGUAUUUUUAAUUACAGUUUCCAAUUCUUUUUUUAUUUUUUGUACUCAAAACAUUUGCAUCACUUUUUUUUCCACAUACAAAUAUUCUCAGGGAAAUAUAAUACAAAGAAAAACAUUCAUGAUCAUCUCGGAAA